Megachile rotundata (alfalfa leafcutting bee) is the source of this 2247-nucleotide messenger RNA. It is a transcript of the gene Aldh-III, whose product is annotated as Aldehyde dehydrogenase type III. Gene Ontology annotation, molecular function: aldehyde dehydrogenase (NAD+) activity. NCBI's taxonomy places the organism in Eukaryota, Metazoa, Arthropoda, Insecta, Hymenoptera, Megachilidae. The record is from RefSeq and is a predicted model, not a curated record. Gene Ontology annotation, biological process: aldehyde metabolic process. Gene Ontology annotation, cellular component: cytoplasm.
AAUUCUUGUCGAUCGAUCGACCGCACUAUACCGAUCGCUUAGAAAGAAUUUUUGAUAAAAUGGAGGAGGUAACAAUUGAUAUGCCAGAAAACGACCAGGAGUGGACUUCCGAGACGGAACAAAAUAUACCGAUCAUAGAAGAAGUUCGAAUCGACAUUCAAGAAGGAUUAAACACCCCUGAAUCGGCACACUCUAAUGGAAAAAUGGCAACAGACUAUGCAAGUCUUGUUGAACGAACACGAAACACUUUUUUAACUGGUAAAACAAGACCAUUAGAAUGGAGAAUAAAACAGUUAAAACAGGCCCUGUUGAUGCUGAAGGAAUGCAAAUCAGAAAUACUAUCUGCUCUUGCAUCUGAUUUGCAUAGGUGUAAAUUUGAAGCUAUGGCUAUGGAAAUAGAAGUUUCUGAAGGGGAAAUCCAAUACAUGCUUAUGCAUAUUAAAGAAUGGGCUGCUGACGAAAAACCUUCAAAAGCAAUGCUAAAUUUAUUCGAUAAAGUUGAAAUUCGAAAGGAUCCAUAUGGUGUAGUUCUUGUUAUAGGACCAUGGAAUUAUCCUUUACAAUUAUGUGUAACUCCUUUAAUGGGAGCAAUUGCUGCUGGAAAUUGUGUUAUUCUUAAGCCAUCAGAAAUAUCUUCAGCUACGUCACAAGUUCUUGCAAAAAUUAUUCCAAAAUAUUUAGACUCUGAAUGUGUUCAUGUAGUGUUAGGAAAUGUUACUGAAACUACAGAAUUGCUUAAACAAAAGUUCGAUUAUAUUUUUUAUACGGGUUCAACAUCGGUCGGAAAAAUUAUUCGUGAUGCAGCAAAUAAACAUUUAACACCUGUUACAUUGGAACUUGGUGGAAAAAGCCCUGUAUAUCUAGAUAAUACGGUAGAUUUAAGUAUAGCUGUAAAAAGGAUACUUUGGGGAAAAUUUGUUAAUGUUGGACAGACAUGUAUUGCACCAGACUAUGUUCUUUGCACCCCUGAAGUUGAAGGAAAAUUUGUACAGGAGGCAGAGAAGGUUUUGAAGGAAUGGUAUGGUGACAAUCCUAAGGAGAGUCCAGACUUAGCCCGUAUAAUUAAUGAUAAUCAUUACCAACGUUUAGUAAAAUAUUUAAGUGGAAACGGUAAAAUAGCGAUUGGAGGUAACUGUGAUCCAGUUGAAAAGUAUAUCUCACCAACUAUACUUGUUGAUGUUAAGCCCACAGAUCCUAUAAUGCAGGAUGAAAUAUUUGGUCCAAUAUUACCUUUUAUAAAAGUAAAUAACGCUUAUGAAGCUAUUCAAUUCAUAAAUAGCCGCAAUGCUCCACUUACACUUUAUAUAUUUACCAAGGAUAAACGAGUUCAAGAAUUAAUGAUAAGCCAAACUCAAAGCGGGAGUGUGGCAGUCAACGAUACGAUAAUGCAAUUUGUGGUUGAUACCAUACCAUUUGGUGGAGUUGGGUAUUCUGGAAUGGGAGCUUACCAUGGAAAGUACACUUUUGACACAUUUGUGCACAAAAAAGGUUGUCUUAUUAAAGAUUACAACAGACUAAUAGAAUCUAUAGCGUCAUGUCGUUACCCACCAUACUCCGACAGAAAAUUGAGCAUCUUAGAAAUGAUGACUGCAAAACGACCCGACAUCCCCGGGAUUAAAUAUAUCCCACAUCUUUUAGCAUUUGGUUUGGGGAUUCUUGUAACUCUUGGUCUUUCAACUGUUUUAAAGGUAUACAAACCGAAACACCUCUAAUGCACCUUCUAAAUUUUAUUUGCAGUAAGUUUAGACAGUACUAAUGUCGCACAAAUCAUCGCACAAUGUAUUUCAAAUCAUGGUAAUACUUAAAAACAUAUUUCGUACAUAUUACAAAGAUUUUAUAAUUAUAUGUAUACAUUUUUUUCGGAUUUUUUUUUCUAUGCAUUUUUUAUAUUUCUUUGAGGUGAUAUAGCACAUUGAAUAGAAUAAUUUAAACAUGACUAAGUAUGAUAUACUUAGAUUCCAGGCCAGUCUUAGAAUUGUCACAUGUGCAAUAUGUAUAAAGAGUCUUUGUAAGCUAUUACCAAAUUCAUAGUAAUUUAGUGUUGUAUAUGUUAUAAAAAUAAUGUUAUAUAUAUUUGUUAGUAUUCAUUUAAAAUAUUUCGAAGCUGAAAUCACAUUUUGAUUUUGAAGUUGUUAUCCUAGGAAAGCUACUAUGGUGGUAAAUUUAUAAUUUGAAAGAAACAUAAUUACACAUUCAUGUACCAUUUUUAUGGGAGAAUUGAUGAGUCAAUAAAGGCAAUAAAACGUA